AUGGACAAGACGCGAAGGUCCUCUACACAGUACGGUUCAUUGGAAUGCACAAAAUGGAAUGUAGAAGCUGACAAAACAGAGGAGGACAUUGUGUCUAUGGCUGACUCAACCAUAACUGUAGAUGAUAUCGAGGGAGAGUUGUUCAAGAUUGAGCGGAUCCGAGAUGUCCUGGUCAGGAGGGAGUCAGAGCUCAGAUACAUGAUGGAUGAUAUCCAACUGUGUAAAGAGAUCACAAGACUCAAAAAAGAGCUCCAAAAACUGGUGUCCAUUCCAGAUAAUGACAAGUCUGAUGAAGACAAACAGAAGGAGGAGGAGCUUCUGCAAAGGAUCCACAAGCUGGUGGAGGCCAGGGACUUUCUGGUAGACGAUGUGGAGUUCGAGAGGCUUCGGGAGCGGGAGGAAGACAAAGAGAUGGCUGAUUUCCUGAAGUCCAAGUUUCCCAAGAGCUCUCUAAAGAAAAAUCCUCCACUGAACAGAAGGACAGCCUCCAGAGCCCAGCAGAGCUCUGCUCCCUUUGUCACCAAGACCGGUCUCACUCUGCUGAAGGAAUGCUGUGGCUUCACCUGCUCCAUCAUGUAG
Molecule: messenger RNA, 579 nt
Organism: Chanos chanos (milkfish)
Lineage: Eukaryota; Metazoa; Chordata; Actinopteri; Gonorynchiformes; Chanidae
Gene: pik3r6a
Product: phosphoinositide-3-kinase, regulatory subunit 6a
Exons: 6
Coding region: 1-579 (192 amino acids)
Source: RefSeq, a predicted model, not a curated record